Galleria mellonella (greater wax moth) is the source of this 3768-nucleotide messenger RNA. It is a transcript of the gene msk, whose product is annotated as importin-7. The coding region runs from base 105 to 3242 and encodes 1045 amino acids. Gene Ontology annotation, biological process: protein import into nucleus. The record is from RefSeq and is a predicted model, not a curated record. Lineage: Eukaryota; Metazoa; Arthropoda; Insecta; Lepidoptera; Pyralidae. The transcript is spliced from 14 exons. Gene Ontology annotation, molecular function: small GTPase binding. Gene Ontology annotation, cellular component: cytosol; nuclear envelope.
UUUCAACCAAAGACAAAUCGUCUUUUUACUUCCACGCCCGGCGGCACCCCAUGCCCCUGUUGAAAAACUUUUAAAUUAUACUUUUUAAUGUUAUUUACGAAAAAAUGGAUACUAGAAAGCUGACCGAAAUAUUGCGCGCCACCAUCGAUCCAAACCAGAGGCAGCAAGCUGAAGAACAACUUUCUCAGAUCCACAAGAUCAUUGGGUUUGCUCCGUCCCUGCUCCAAGUGGUUAUGUUAAAUGAUGUCCAGCUACCAGUUCGGUUAGCUGGUGUGGUAUACCUUAAAAAUCUGGUAACAUCAGGAUGGCAAGACAAAGAAGCAGAUGACGAUGAUCCCACACCUUUCUCCAUUCAUGAGCAAGACCGUGCCAUGAUCCGGGAUAGUAUUGUAGAUGCAGUAGUUCAAGCUCCAGACAUAAUCCGAGUACAGUUAUGUGUGUGUUUGAAAACAAUAAUCAAACAUGAUUUCCCAACACGGUGGACACAAAUAGUAGACAAAAUCCAUAUUUAUCUCCAAAACCCGGAGCCUAACAGUUGGAUGGGAUCUUUACUGUGUUUGUACCAGCUUAUAAAAAAUUAUGAGUAUUACCUAGCUGAGAAGAGGGUGCCACUGAUGGAGGCUAUGAACUUGUUAUUGCCAAUGAUGUACAACCUGAUUGUGAAUCUCCAAGCUGAUCAAUCACCAGAAUCUGUCCUAAUUCAAAAGCAAAUUCUCAAAUGCUUUUAUGCUCUUAUAAAGUACAUAUUACCCUUGGAUCUAAUAACAAAAGAAAUAUUCACCAAAUGGAUGGAGGUGCUAAGAACUGUGAUGGAGCAGCCGGUACCUGACAGUACUCUACAAGUGGAUGAAGACGUUCGCAUGGAGCUACCUUGGUGGAAAUGUAAGAAGUGGGCUGUACACACACUUUAUAGGUUAUUUGAAAGAUACGGAAGUCCGAUGAACGCUCGCGAAGAAUACGGCCAGUUUGCUGACUGGUAUUUGACCACAUUCACGGGCGGCAUACUCGAUGCGCUUUUCAGGAUACUCGACCAAUAUAGGAAUAAAAUCUACGUGUCACCCAGGGUUCUUCAACAAACCAUUAGCUACAUUGAUCAGUGUGUUGGCCACAGUCAUUCCUGGAAACUUCUGAAACCGCACAUGUUCGCUAUCAUCCAGGACGUUCUGUUCCCUCUCAUGUCAUAUUCAGAUGCUGAUGAGGACCUAUGGAACACGGAUCCGCACGAGUAUAUUCGAAUCAAGUUUGAUAUAUUCGAAGAUUUUGUAUCACCUGUAACCGCUGCACAGACAUUGCUAAUAACAUGUUGUAAAAAGAGAAAGGACAUGUUAGAACGCACUAUGCAUUUGUGUAUGCAAGUCUUAAGAAUACAAGCGGAGUACGGGCCUAAGCAGCGUGAUGGGGCUCUCCACAUGGUUGGAACGCUUAAUGAUAUUUUAAUAAAAAAGAAACACUACAAAGAAGAAAUAGACUCCCUUCUCAGCCAGUACGUUUUCCCCGAGUUCAAUAGUAAUCUUGGAUACAUGCGAGCGAGAGCAUGUUGGAUUCUGCAAUGCUUCGCUUGCAUCAGAUUUAAAACCGAACCACUACUUAUCGAAGCAGUACGGUUAAUUAUUAACGCUCUGUUAAAUGACACCGAAUUGCCUGUCAAAGUGGAAGCGGCGAUAGCAUUGCAGAUGCUUUUGACAUCUCAGGACAAAGUGCAUCUAUACCUUGAAAUGCAGGUGACUCAAGUCACCACCGAGCUGCUGAAGGUUAUACGGGAAACUGAGAAUGACAACAUAGCUAACGUGUUACAGAAGAUAGUCCCUCUCUAUACUAAACAGCUGAUGCCGAUGGCUUUUGAGAUUACCGACCAUUUGGCCACUACCUUUAGUAAAGUAAUAGAGACAGACUCGGGGACUGAUGAGAAGGCGAUUACUGCUAUGGGUCUCCUUAACACCAUGGAGACCGUACUCAAUGUUAUGAGUGACAAUCCUGCCAUUAUGGCGCAGCUUGAGAAGACAGUGUUAAGGGUCGUCGGCCAUAUAUUACAUCAUAAUAUUAUUGAAUACUAUGAAGAAGCAAUGACCCUGCUCUGUGAUCUCACUACAAAAAGUAUAUCAGAAGACAUGUGGAAGGUCCUGGAACUGCUGUAUCAGGUUUUCGAAAAGGAGGGCUUUGACUACUUCACUGAUAUGAUGCCAGUUCUUCAUAAUUAUAUAACGGUUGACACAAACGCUUUUUUGUCCAACGAGAACCAUAUAAUCGCCAUGUUUAAUAUGGCCAAAGCGGUAUUGAAUUCUGACGCUGAAGAUGAAUCGGAGAUUAUUGCAGCAAAGUUGUUGGAAGUAAUGGUUUUACAGUGCGCUGGAAAGAUCGACAAUUGCCUGCCCUCGUUUGUAGAACUUGUACUAAACAGACUUACUAGGAAGGUUAAAACCUCGGAACUCAGAACUAUGCUACUGCAGGUUCUUAUUGCAAUUCUCUAUUGCAACCCACACCUGUUAUUCUCAAUAUUGAACAAAUUGCAAGAAUCCGUUCCAAAUGCAUCCAUCGCACAGCAUUUCAUGAACCAAUGGAUUCAUGACACAGAUUGUUUCAUGGGAUUGCAUGAUAGAAAAAUAUGCGUUUUGGGAAUCUGUACACUAUUGGAAAUGGGCCCGCAGCGGCCGAAUCUAGAAGAGAUCGUGCCUAAGAUUUUACCUUCCUGCCUGGUGCUAUUUGAUGGACUAAAGCGUGCUUACGAGGCCCGUGCUGAAGCUGACGAUGACACAUCUUCCGAGGAGGACGAGGGAGAUGACGACGAAGAAGUGCUCUCGAGCGAUGAGGACGACCUCGACGAGAUGAACAGUGAAUAUUUAGAGCAUUUGGCACGUAUGACUAUGAAGAAUUCGGUCUCACAUGGUGUCAACCUCAAUGCCAAUAUUGAAGACUAUGACGAAAGUGAUGAUGAUGACGAUGGUUAUGAACCUGACGAAACUGCUCUAGAGUGUUAUACAACUCCAUUAGACGAAAAGGAUUGCAACAUAGACGAGUAUGUCAAAUUCAAGAAUACGUUAUCAGCCCUAUCGACGAAUGAGCCAGCUCUGUACCACGCGCUUACGAGUGUGCUGAAUGAAGAGCAACAAAAGCAACUGAAGGCCGUGUUUGUGCUCGCGGAUCAGCGUAAAGCGCAGCAGGACAGCAAACGCAUCGAGCAAAGCGGUGGGUACUCAUUCACCGUUCCUGCACAAGUGCCGACCAAAUUCAAGUUUGGGUCGUAAUCAAACAAUGACUGUGUUUAUAUUAAUGUUAUUAUUAAUCAUAGCCUAUCACAUUUCCACACCGUUGUGGCUUAUUUUAGAAACAUAAAUAUAAAAUUUAUGUCAUUUUGAUUCUUACUUUCAUAUAGUGAAAGUUAAUUUUUGCUUAUUUUAAUUAAAAUCAUAUUCAUGUAAAAAUGUAAUAAUCAAUAUAUUGCAAUAGCAGUUGGCAACAGUUAUUAAAAAUUAUGUUGAUAAUUUUCUAAUAUAUUGUUAUUUUUGGGUUGAGGCAGUUCACUACCUCUCUAUAGUGAUUGAUGAUUACUGAUUGUAUCGUUGACAUCAUUAUUUUUGAAUUUAUUUUUUAUAACUAAUGUUCCUAAAUGUCAUUCAUUGUUUAAUUAUGACUCAAUUAAGAACAUCAACCAAUUUAAUUAAGAAAUAAACAACUAUAUUGUGUUGAAAUUUAUUUUCAUGUAAAUCGAUUAUACUGUGUAAAUUCUAUGAAACCUGCAAAACAGAUAAUAAAUGAAUAAAUUUUCAACAA